Molecule: messenger RNA, 1218 nt
Organism: Cyclospora cayetanensis
Lineage: Eukaryota; Apicomplexa; Conoidasida; Eucoccidiorida; Eimeriidae
Exons: 2
Coding region: 1-1218 (405 amino acids)
Source: RefSeq, a predicted model, not a curated record
AUGCCGAAACCCACCAAGCGCGAGCGUCCAAACAGCUACAACUCGCCAGGCGGCAUUCAUAGACCCCGCUGGAGCACUGCCCCACAGGAAACUGCAACAGCAGAAGCAGCAACAGCAGUUCUGCACGACCAAGACAGCGACGCUUUGACAGCACCGCAGAGCAGGCCUGCAGAAGCCUCUGCACCCGCGUUCACUCAAGAGACUCUCUGGAAAUCCAAACGAAGGCGCAGGUGUAUUCCCCCUGCGUUGACAGCAGCAGGGGUUGGUGCCACACCGACUGAAGGGCAGCAGCAGUCGUCUCUCCAGCCUUCUGAACAACCCGGAAAAACACCUGAGUGUGAAGCUGCGGCGGUCGCGCGUGCACGCGGAAACCAACGCCUUGCUCGCCCCCAAAGGAGCACCAGCAGCGUCACAGGAGCCACACCAGCAACAGCCGAUCCUACAGUGUGUGCUGCCUCCUACGCCAUAAGUCAGACUGUCGACGUGAUUUUGCCAAUACUGGGGGGGCAAGACAGCCUUCAGACUCUGGCAUGUGUGUGUCGCUGUUUGCGAAUGGCGGUGCUAAGCAGCAGUGCAUGGGGUGGCAUCCUAGAGAGGGAAGGACUGCUGUCUGUUGUGACUUUGAAAAGCCAGGAGCUCUCAGAAAGGCGAAGCAAAGGCAGAGUCUAUGCAGGAUUCGUUCCUGCCGUAAUACUUCGACAGCAAAGAGUGCGAGAGCAGGCGGCUAUUGCGGCUGCUGUGUCGCAGCAGCUCGAUCCUCAAAUCCACCGCAGCAACAGCAGCAGCAGCAACGCCACCACCACCACCACCACCACUCCCGAGCUACUCGCUCCCGUGGCUAUUCGAUCGGUAAACUUGAAAGUCUGCAAUGCAGAAGUCGAUGACGGGGUUCCUGCAUCCCUGCUGCGUGAACUUGCCCUCUUGCAGCAGCUGCAGAGAGAUCACGCCUUCGCAGCGACGACCGCAUGCACCAGCACCAGCAGCACCAGCAAGACAGACGAACGGCGGGAAGAACUGCCAAUUGUGCGCUAUGUGGGAGCUGAGCUCAAAGGGUCGAUGCUCCAUGUCUGCACACAGUUUCACAGAAGAAAUCUCAGAUCCUACUGGAGGGUAAGCCACGUCAAACCCUAUGCGCCAAUACAGCAAAGAUGCAGCAUAAAGACGCCACAUUCCCCUGUCUCCCCCAUCACCCUACCAUUCCACCCACCCCUCCUCUAA